This is a messenger RNA of Drosophila innubila, 1680 nucleotides long. RefSeq names its product nucleolar complex protein 4 homolog B. The coding region runs from base 91 to 1626 and encodes 511 amino acids. Lineage: Eukaryota; Metazoa; Arthropoda; Insecta; Diptera; Drosophilidae. The record is from RefSeq and is a predicted model, not a curated record. Gene Ontology annotation, biological process: ribosome biogenesis. Gene Ontology annotation, cellular component: small-subunit processome; nucleolus; Noc4p-Nop14p complex. The transcript is spliced from 5 exons.
AUUUUAAAAACAAGUUGGCAGGUCUUCAACUGCACGCCGCACGUUUUAUUUACUUUGUAAUAGUUUUAUCAACUAUUUCUCGGCCGUGCUAUGAAACUUACAAAUAAAUCCAAAAAUUCAGCCCAAAUAAAAAGGGCGAAGGCCCCAACGAAAUCCAAUGGUUUAAAUGCGUCUGCAAAGCUAAAGAAGAAGCUUAAAGCCUCCUUAAAUUCAAACGAUGUCGAUGCAGAAGAGCUCGGAUUUGUUGCUGAUCGUUUUAAAGAGAAGAAGGAGGAGCAGCAGCAGGUAAAGCAGAACCCAAAUUCAAAAGCAAAGGGAAAGCCGAAGGAAAAACCAAAGGAAAAGGACACCAAUAACAGUACCAGUUCCAGUUCCAAAACUUUUGUGCUGGAUGAAAAGUGGUCUUUGUUGUUAGCUCGUUUGGGAGGCUCCUCUAAGGAGGAAGGCGGUGCAGCGCUUAAGGACUGCAUGCAGUCGAUUUUAAACGAAGCCAAGCGCGCCAAGAAUAAAGAUUUGCUUCGUGAAAGACAGCGCAGUAUUCUGGAAGCGCUUAUCAACUCGGAGACAACACCGGCAGUCGCUCUGCCAGCCUUUGAAAAGUAUGCGCGUUGCUUGGACGUGAUGCAGAUGACGUAUGAACUGUUGCCGGAAUUAAAACCGGACAGUUUUGUUGACUCACCCAACCAGGCACUCAACUAUCUGGGCAUCAUCAAUCUGCUCGACUUGGGAAAGACUGUUCUGAAUGCUAAAGAAUACCACAUCGGUGCGGGAACGAAGGAAAAUCCAAGCUUUGAUUACGAUAACACACGUCAAUUAUUGAAUACAGUUUGGAAUGGCAUCAUUAGCUCGUGCAGUGGAGUGGAGGAGAAAGUGCAUCGGCAGGUGCUAGUUGUGCUCCUGGAACGAAUCCUGCCACAUUUAGAGAAUCCCAUACUGUUAACCGAUUUUCUAAUGGAUUCACUGCAUUCGUUCGAGGGACCCAUUGCAUUGCUUGCUUUACAGGGUAUCUUUUCGUUGAUGCAGCACCAGAAUAUCACCUACCCGGAUGUCUAUGUGAAGCUGUAUAACAUGUUCUAUCCCCGAAUAUUCUACAAUAAGUAUAAAGCACGUCUUUUUUAUUUGGCGGACAUAUUUUUGACUUCAACGCAUUUGCCGGAAAAUCUGGUAGCUGCUUUUGUCAAGCGUCUGGCUCGUCUCUGCCUCAAAAGUCCAACAGAGGAUGCCAUUAUAAUGAUACGCUUCAUCUGCAACCUAUUGCUGCGCCACACGGGCUUGCAGCGUCUCAUUUGUGCAACAGCCGCAGCAAGUGCUCUGGAGAUAGAAGAUCCUUACGAUGAGUCGGUGUUGGACCCAGUUAAGUCUGGAGCCCUCAACAGCUCCCUCUGGGAGAUGAUAUUGCUGCAGAAGCACGCGGUGCCCGAAGUGGCAAAUGCUGCACGUUUUGUAUCAAAAAGUUUGCCCGUCAUGGAGUUCGAUCUGGGACCUUUGCUCGAAAUGAAAGAAUGUGACAUCUUUGAUGAUGAAGUGAAGAAAGCAGCAAAGCAAUUUAUGCUGAACUUUGAGCGUCCCAAAAAUUUCGCGCUGCCAAAAACUGACGUAGUUACUAAAUACUUUGAUAUUUUAUAGUUAAACAAGUACAAAUAAAUGUAAAAUGAGGGCAACGGUUUAAGCUCGAUUUAA